Molecule: messenger RNA, 1618 nt
Organism: Phanerochaete carnosa HHB-10118-sp
Lineage: Eukaryota; Fungi; Basidiomycota; Agaricomycetes; Polyporales; Phanerochaetaceae
Exons: 1
Coding region: 503-1456 (317 amino acids)
Source: RefSeq, a predicted model, not a curated record
CCUCCUGUGGCGCUGGCCACAAGUCGCGGGCGUGCAUCCAGAGUGGACGAAACUCAUGCUGAACAGGUCGGGGAGAGCGUCGAUAUUCCUCAGAGCGCAGCUCUACGCCCCGUCAGCACACGUGGUGGAGGCAUGCCGGCUUGUCCUUACGCAGGUCCACCGUCUCGGCGAGAUCCAUCUCUCAGGCGAUGGCCUGUCUAUCAGCAUGCUACUCAAUACUGUGUCGUAUUCGGCACCGCGGCUACGAUCUCUCAUCGUGUCGAAUUCCGGGUGGAAGGCUGAGUCGGAUGCACCAACUCUCGGGUGGUCGUUCCUCCAAGGAGGGGCGCCUGUGUUAGAGCGUCUGGAGCUCAGAAAAUGUGCCCUCCCAUGGAAUGCCCCCUUGUUGCUGUCCUGCCCGGAACUGCAAAGCCUGGUAGUCGACGGUCUGGGGUCAAAUCGAGCUUCGCUGUCACAGUUUCUCGGAAUUCUGAAGAAUACGCCGCACCUCAAGGUUUUGCACAUGGAACAUGUUGUGCCCACAAGCUACGCUUCCACUUCCCUCGGCGAAAUUGAUAACACGCCACUGCAAGGCUUGCAAGAGCUCUACCUUUCUGGACCAACGUCAGACAUCACUGCGCUACUGACACACGUUACCUUUCCUCGAUCCACCUCUCUCUCGCUCCGCUGCACCUGCAACGACAAGCCAGACGAACUCCCAUCACUCGCGGGUGCUCUGUGCUCUCGCCUCGCUGCAUCAUGCAGCACGUUUCCCCUACGCGCUCUCCACAUCAGCCUCGAUGCCGUCCAGAUAACUAUGCACGCGAAGGCGACGGAGCACAUUGUCGAGAACGAGUCGCUCUGGGACCUCGCCGAAGAGGGCGCCCUGUCCGUAACGCUCGUCGCGGGGCCGGACACGCUGCACACGCCCGCGGCGGUCGAGACGCUCGUCAGCGCGUUUGCGCUGCAGGACAUCGGGGCGCUGCUGCUCGACGACUACGAGGGGUUCCUGGACGAGCCCCUCGUGUGCCACCUGCUCCGCAGGACGCCGAACCUGCGGCUCGUGCACGCCCGGCACGAUGCCGCGUCGCCGGUGGUGUCUGCCCUCCUGUCAGACGCGACGGCUCGGGGGCCGGACGACCCGGAGGUGCUCCCGCGUCUCGAGGUGCUCGUCCUGGAAGAGGUCGACAUGAACUGGGCCUUCGACUCGACGCCCUUCGUGCACAUGCUGCAGGAGGCGCAGUUCCUCCGCUGCCUGCGCCGGAGCCCGAUCGACGAGCUGCGUGUCAAGCGCUGCAUGAACGUCGGGCCGAACGACAUCAGGACGCUGUGCCACCUCUUCACAGACGUUCACUGGGACUCGUUCGAGGCGUACGUCACGGACGCGGAAAGCGACCAGGAGGCCGAUGAGGUGUGGCCGGACGAGAACAUUUGGGCCGAUUAUUGGGAGUAUGAGGGCGUUGAGUGGCAUUCUUGAUCUGCGCAUCUCGAUGGUGUGCUUCUGGGCUGGAUCCACUAAACUAUUCCCUGCUAUUUAUCCUACGCCGGUUAUUAAGGGUUUUCCUAUGUAUUUGUAUGUAUCAUGUAUGAUUAUGAUGCGUUACUGGUAGUCAACAUGGCGCUUUUCAGCUCCAUUCAC